Molecule: messenger RNA, 429 nt
Organism: Microthlaspi erraticum
Lineage: Eukaryota; Viridiplantae; Streptophyta; Magnoliopsida; Brassicales; Brassicaceae
Source: the annotation of a GenBank genome assembly
AUGGGUGAAAGAGCAAGUAAAUUCAAGUUUAGAGUUAUGAACAGUAAAAUAUUUGAAAUCAAAGCUGUUGAAGGCCGAGCGAAGAAAAUUCCCUUCCUGUCCGGCCGAAGGUAUAUCAAGGAGCCUGAAAUCGAUAGGGCUGAGGAUCGAGUUGGGGCUCGAGCUGAGGAUCGAGCCCAAGUGGAUGAGGAUUUGGACGAGCCUGAUUGCUACUACUUCGAGGAGUAUAAAGCUCCAAGGAUGAACCCCUUUGUUGUGGCUGCUCACAAGAGGAUUGGACUUCUCCAAAAGUUCAACAAGUGGCAAGGGAAAUCCAUGAAGAAGAUGCAAAAGUCCAUGGACAAGAUGGUGAGCAAAAUCAAGAGUUUGGAGAAGAAGUUGGCUGGUUCCUCAUCCAAACAAGGCACCAAUGACCUCCCCUUUCCCUAG